UCUUGCUAAAGAGACCAAGUAGAGAACUUAAAAAGUUUGGAGUCACGCAUAGAUAAAUUUAAGAGACCACUUGCACGGAUUUAGUGGGUCGUUUCUUUAUUUAUUUUCUUCGAACCAUGGUGAGUCAUCUCUUUAGCAAGAGACUAAGUAGGGAGCUUAAAAGUGUGGGUUCACAUAGAGAUAAUUUGAGAGACAACUUGCACCACCCCUGAGCACACCAACGCAAAGUAGUCGCAGUAGAGCCCAAAUCUCGCACUCGUCUUCCAUAAAAGCGUCUCCAAUAGUAUAGCUAGUCACUAUCUAUUAUUUUUGUUCAAAUCAUCAGUAUGUAGUGCAAUAGCUAACUUUUUCAAUAGUUGAUCUAUAGCCACUAAUUUUUUUAAAAAAAAUUAGUCCAUCCAUCUACAUUCUCUCUCAACCAAUCAACAUUCACAUUUUAUCUUCUUUUUAAUGUUUUAUGCGUUAUAGUCUAUCUACAUAUUAAGAGAUAACGUUUUUCUCUUAUUUAUCUUUCUUCUCCACCUAUAUACAAAUCUGAUAUCAGAAAUAUUAUAUCUGACUGACCUACAUUAUUGGUGACGCUCGGACUACAGUCCUUUGAAACGAAAAGCCUUCCCCUCCAUCAGCUAGCUUAUUUUUCCCAUUUCGUACUGCAUGUCUGCAUCUUCUUGUGAGCACAGGUACGACCUCACCUCACUGCCCAGUGCCCCCCGUUUCAAACAAUUGCUAGUUCGGGCGCCCACUGAACAGAACCGAGGCGAGGGGGGUCUCUCCCCCGAAACAAUUUCAAACCUCGCGACGGCCGCCGAGCCCAUUUCGAGCCCGAAAAAUCCCCAAACGCACCCAGGAUCCUGCGGCGGUGCAGCGGUCUCUUUCCCCUCGCCCCUCUUUCUCCGAAGUGGAGAAACCCAAGCGAGAGGGAAAGAGGAAUAAUCCAUCGCAGCCCAAUCCGAUUCAGUUUCUUUCCUCCCUCGGAGAGAUCUAGCGGCGGCGGAUGCCACUCGGGGAGGGCGCGGCGACGGCGGGGGAUUUCGCGCUGCCGGACGAGGUCCUGGCGGCGCUGCCGCGGGACCCGUACGAGCAGCUUGAUCUGGCGGGGCGCAUCACGGCGCUGGCCGUGGCAGGGCGGGCGUCCGGGCUGGAGCGGGAGGCGGCGCGGCUGAGGACGGAGGCCGCGGACAAGGACCGCCAAAGCGGGGAGCUGCGGGAGCGGGUGGCGCUGCUCGACACCGCGCUGCAGGAGACCAACGCCAGGCUCCGCGCCGCGCUCGAGGACAAUAUUAAGCUCUGCACGGAGCGGGACUCGCUGGCGCAGACGUCCAAGAAGCUGGCGCGCGACCUGCAGAAGCUGGAGUCAUUCAAGAGGCAUCUGAUGCAGUCACUGCACGAUGAUAGUUCAUCGCAGCGACAAGAAACAGUUGACAUUACGUGUGAUCAGUCGAUAGCAUCGAAAGUGUCGUCAUGUGGAGAUGGUGGAUCAGUCAGCCACUCUACAACAAAUAUAUUGAGCGAUUCUGUGAAUACUGGGAAUACAAACCGAGAAGCUGCGAGGCCUCCAGUUCAAAAAUAUGCCCUCUCAUCUCACAUCACCCCUCGCCUUACUCCGGAGGCCACUCCUAAAAUAUUGUCCACUUCUGCUUCUCCAAGGCGAAUGUCUACUACAGCAACACCUAGAUCUCGAAUUGAAGGGCACAUGUCAAUGACACCAUGGUAUCCAUCAAGCAAGCAAUCCUCUGCGGCUAACUCACCUCCACGGGGACGUCCCAUCCCAGGUCGCACUCCUCGUAUUGAUGGAAAGGAGUUUUUCCGUCAGGCCAGGAGCCGUCUAUCAUACGAACAAUUUGGAGCAUUUUUAGCCAACAUCAAAGAGCUCAAUGCCCAUAAACAGUUACGAGAGGAAACUCUCAAGAAGGCUGAAGAGAUAUUUGGUCCAGACAACAAAGACCUUUAUCUCUCUUUCCAAGGCUUGCUAAACCGUAGCAUGCCAUAGGCUUCAUGUUGUUCUUUAGUUGAUGACCCAUGUUACCAGGACACCCAUAUCCAAAAUCCAUUGCGAGUCAAGACACUCGCGCACCCGUGUCGGAUUCCAAGUGGUAUUUGGUGUGUUCUAAAUUUUUUCGCCAAAUCGGAUGCCCCAACACAAGCCAAGCCAGACUCUGACACCCGUGCACAUGUCCAUGUAACACAGCAGAUGACAUGAAGUUACUGCAUCGGUAACUUAUUGCCACCUAGUUGUGGAGUGCAAUGCCCAGCUGCAAAUUUUUGUCCCAUAAUCUACAUUAGGUCUCGGAAUGAUCAGAUCUGCCUCUGAACAACAGAGCUGCUGUUUAUGUUAGUGCUGUAUUUUCAUAAAAUAGGACAGUAUUUUGUUGCCCAAAUUUGGUUACAAUUUGUUGAGGGGCCAUCCUUGUAAAACUGUGCAACAAACUUGAAAAGUAUUUUUACCCAACCGUCA
This is a messenger RNA of Phragmites australis (common reed), 2455 nucleotides long. RefSeq lists its product as uncharacterized. NCBI's taxonomy places the organism in Eukaryota, Viridiplantae, Streptophyta, Magnoliopsida, Poales, Poaceae. The coding region runs from base 995 to 1990 and encodes 331 amino acids. The transcript is spliced from 10 exons. The record is from RefSeq and is a predicted model, not a curated record.